Lingula anatina is the source of this 3854-nucleotide messenger RNA. RefSeq lists its product as uncharacterized. NCBI's taxonomy places the organism in Eukaryota, Metazoa, Brachiopoda, Lingulata, Lingulida, Lingulidae. Gene Ontology annotation, biological process: meiotic chromosome separation; proteolysis. Gene Ontology annotation, cellular component: mitotic spindle; nucleus; centrosome. The record is from RefSeq and is a predicted model, not a curated record. Gene Ontology annotation, molecular function: cysteine-type endopeptidase activity; protein binding.
GAAAGCAGCAGUAUCAAAUCGCAAGGUGGAAACUGAAACAUCAGUGGUAUUACCCAGUGGGAAGGAUACCAGACUGCUCAAUGAACUUGAUGCUAAAAGUGUUGUGAAUGGUCUCAAAGUCAUUGACAUGAAUAGCCCAAGACCCUCCAUCAGUUCUGUCAAAAAUGGUAAAUACCUGGCUUCAAAUCCUUUAUUACAAUCUCCAGUGCCAGGAGAUGUUUACUCCUUUGACAGCCCAAUGGCCAAUGUAGCCCCUGCAACCACUCUGGCUUGCAAAGCCCCUGCAAGAAAAGGGAAAAUCAAGGGAGCUGCAUUGACUGCAGAGGAAAAGGGCAUGGAAGAUAUUGAGGUUUGUCCAGCUAUUGCUGAGAGGCCCAAACGCCGUGGUCGCCCAGUGCGGAUGACUAGGUCCAAGGUGGAUAUUAUAGAACAUCAAAGAGAAAAUAUAUCCGAAUCUGAUGAGGAUGUUGCUAUACCUUGUAGUGAUGCAAUAGUUGAGGAGGAAGUAGCUGUAGAUGUGGACAACCUUGUACAUGACACAUUGGAUAGUCCAGGUCUGGUACACAAGACUGAAGAAGCUUUCAGUUUAGAUGCAUCAAUAGAGGUUCUAAGGGCUGGGGACACACAACAAGAAAAGAGGACAACUAGAGGGAGGGGAAGGAGAGCAAAAAGUGGCAAGUUGACUAAUACUGCCGAGGAUGUUGAAGCCCCAAGGACUAUCAAAGAAGAUGGGAAGAAAAAUGUGAAACCAGCAAAAACAAUGAAAGUGCAAGUUUUUAAAGAUGAACUGAGUGAAGGUGAAGAUGACUUUGAAGUUACUUUCACAGAUCCCGAAGAAUGCAUUGCUUUGCUGAACAAGGCCUAUAAUCUUAUAAGACAGUUUCCUCCUAUGCUUCUGUACCGUAAAGUGUGUCAUAUGCUGGGGCUUUUGCUGGUGGAGAGAGAUCCUACUGCUGCAGCAUUCUACAUGUCAGAGGCAGUGGCUGUCACAUUCAGACAUUCCUUGUUAGCCAGCUGCAACAAGAAGAUUAAAAAGCUUGCCAAGGAGCCAGCAGCGUACAACAAUCCAGUGCAAUAUCAAGAAGAAUUACAAAAGAUGCAGAAGAAUUUUAGUUUUCAGCAGUCACCUGAGAGCAUUCAGGCAUUUUGUCACAGUUUGCCAAAGGAGUGGACAGUUUGCCAGUUGUCUGGGUUUAUCUAUGAAGGAGGGAAUAGCAAACUAGUUAUCACCAGAUACAGAUCACAACAAGAGCCCUUCAUUGUCAAAGUCCCGGGGUUCAUGUUUGCAUAUGGAGAAAUGCACAAAGAAUUUGCCACUAUCAUGACGGCAUGUAAAGAAAGCAUGAAUCUGACAGAGAAAGUAGCUUGGUGGACCACACGAAGGGAAUUAGAUGAGAGACUUAAGGAUAUGAUGAGCUACAUCGAGAACAAGUGCCUUAGAGAAUGGAGAGGGGUGCUUUUGGGACGACACUGCAAUGAUGACGAUGCUGAAAGCCUAAACAAAGCAGCCUCUGCUGUUCUCAAAACAAUCAAAAUCUCUAAAGUCAGUAAACCUCAACUGAAGCAAGCUAUUGAGGUCCUGAUUGAUUCUUCACACUUGUUGAGUGAUGGUGAAAUAAAAGAAGCAUUAAGCACAGUGUUAGAAAAUGGGGAUACAGAACAUGUGACCAGCUUAAUUAGGCGACAAGCUAAACAGUUGAACCUGUGCAUAGGAAAGAGACAGCCCAUUAUACUUAUACUUGACAAGAUGCUCCAGCAUUUUCCCUUUGAGAGUCUCCCCAUGUUAAGAUCUCACCCAGUGACUCGCCUUCCGUCCUUGCACUUACUGGGAGCCUUCCUCAGCAGUAUUGAGAGCAAUAAGGAGUCUAUCUUGAAUGAGGGGAUUGACCCAGAGAAGACCUACUAUAUUCUCAACCCAGGCAAUGAUUUACCUCAUACCCAAAAGCAUUUUGAAGACUGGUUUGAGGGUGAAAAGACUUGGAGGGGUGUAGUUGGCAAAACACCAACAUCAGACCAAUAUAGGGAAGCUUUGACCAAACCAGACCUCUUCAUCUAUUGUGGUCAUGGGACAGGAAGUAAAUAUCUCCAUGGCGACAAUAUACAAAACCUCCAGUGCCGUCCUGCAGUGCUGCUGAUGGGGUGCAGUAGUGGUAGACUGAACAACAUAGGGGCACUGGACCCAGCUGGGAUGAUACUCAGUUACUUUAUGGCUGGAUGUCCAUGUAUAGUUGCCAACCUGUGGGAUGUAACAGAUAGAGACAUUGACCGUUUCCUGGAAAACCUGCUGAAGGCCUGGUUACCUGGAGAGAGUGAUCCCAUGCUCUUGGAACACAUUGAACAAGCCAGGGACAGUUGUAGGCUGCCACACAUCAUAGGGGCAGCACCUGUGGUGUAUGGACUGCCUGUAGCAUUGACUACAAAAUAGCAAUAAUUGUGCCCAUCCAACCUCUAUAUAACCUUAGGAUAUUGGUGAGGUGCAUUGAAAUCAGUGUGCAAUUUUACUGUGGAUAGUCAAAGAAAACAAGAGCCAUUGUAGAGGUGAUAUUCCACUGUGGUUUGCCCAGCAACAAUGAUAAAAAUUGUGUGUGGUACAUCAGUCCUAUGACAAGGAAGUCUUGGAUACUAUAGAAAACAUAAUAUUAUGCACAUUCAUAAUUGAUGAUUAAGAGUAGAUGUGUUAAAUUUUUCAGGUGGAAGAAAAAUUAGUUUUUGUUUUUUAUUCAGAAAGGAUUUCUCAAAUUCAUUGAUAGCUCAUUCAAUAUUAAUGAUGAAGUGUAGAAAUGCUUAAUAUCUCAGGUGGAUAAAAAUGAGAUUAUCAGUCGUUUUUUCUCCAUUCAGUAAGAAACUGUCAAAUUCAGGGAUCAGUGCUGUUUAGGUUUUGAGAUACAAAAGAGAGAUUAAUGUAUUGAGCCUAUUCACAUGCUGGCAGUAAUUGGGCAGCUUGUCAAAGAUGAACCAAGCAUGAAUGCAGCUUAGUCUGGAACACUUCUUGUGCCUAGGUUUACAUUGGGUUCUGGAUUAUUUCAAAUCUGUUACAACUGGUUAUUAUUUGCUUAUCGUAGCAGUAUCUACCAGUCUGACUGAUGAGAAGGUUAAUGUUAUUUUGGAGAUUAUAUUGGGUCACUUUAUUAAAAUAAGCCCUUGGAAUCCUUAUUAGGUGGUUUGUUUUUCAUUAAACAAUAGAAAAGGUGAAUUCAAAUAAAUAUCUUGUUAGUGAUGUGUUGAAAAUACAGCGCCAGUCUUUGUGAUUUGUCAUGAAAUUUGAAAGGGACAGUAAUGCCAGUGAAUUAAACGAUAUCUUUUAAUAUCCUGUAAAAGUUUUUCUUAUCAGAAUAAUUCUGUUACCUUUGGCUAAGUAGCACUUUGCCUCCUCAAGGAACAUUUCUUCAGAUAGAAAGUAAUUUAUAUGACAUGUUGCCCUUUUUGGAUCUAAUAAAUGUUCUUGCAACGACUUCAUUCUUGACAAAAUAUUGAGUGAAACUCCUGCUAAAUAAUUUUAUUAGGUUAAAUCAAUUUGGCAUGUGUCAAUAAAUGUGUAAUUUCUCAAAUGUUUCAAAGCAGUCCCUUUAUAAUAGAAGCAUCUUAAUUCAGGAAUGGGGAAUUGGAAAUGGUGGGGUUAUUUGAAUAGUUUAGUAAUCUUAUGUGAGUAGAUUGAUGAUAAUUCAAUUUUAUCGAUAUCACAUGUUUGUAGAAAUUAGAAUGUUUGUAAUCUUGUUAUACGAAAAAUUAUGUAAGAUUUAUUUUUAAAUGAUAUCAAAUGUUUGUUUUCAGUAGAACCCAUAAGACAGCAUACCAAAUGGGAUAGUUGGUGUUACAACCUGGGAUAAUUUGACGAAUAAAUACUUGAAUUGUUA